This is a messenger RNA of Leishmania mexicana MHOM/GT/2001/U1103, 2253 nucleotides long. RefSeq lists its product as hypothetical. Gene Ontology annotation, molecular function: nucleic acid binding; 3'-5' exonuclease activity. The transcript has a single exon. The coding region runs from base 1 to 2253 and encodes 750 amino acids. The record is from RefSeq and is a predicted model, not a curated record. NCBI's taxonomy places the organism in Eukaryota, Euglenozoa, Kinetoplastea, Trypanosomatida, Trypanosomatidae. Gene Ontology annotation, biological process: nucleobase-containing compound metabolic process.
AUGAUGCCGCCGGCUAUCGAGGUGGGCAAGUCUGCCCUCUCGGUUGAAGAAGUUGGCGCGAAGGACAUGGACGAGGUUAACACCCACACAUCAGUGAGCCUAUGCAGCAGCAGUAGCAUCACCGAGGCGUACGGUCAAACGACGACAGCCACGACUGUGUCAACGCUGAGAGCUAGAGCGCCCAGCCCAAUCGUCAAGGGCGGUAGUUGCAGUAUUAGCAGCGGUAGCAAUGAAUGCGUCUCGUGUGAUCUGCGAAUCCCGACGCCGCCGACGCCUUGCGAAUUCCUCGAGGACUUUUCCAUCGCCUCCACUGCCGCGGUCGGCGCCCUCGACGUCAGGGUCAAGGUAGUCAGAGACUCAGCAGACCUGGCAUUGACACCGAUUUCUUCACUCAGCACCAAGUUGGCAAAGAGGAGACUGGCGCCGCCAUAUCCAAUUGACUUUUUUGAAACAACCUCGGCAGUGGCAGAGACAGCGGCAGUGGGCGGACCGGUGGGUGCGCUUGCGUCCGCCUCGAAGUUCGCACCGUCGCUUGGCUUUUCAUCCUCCAGGCCUGAGGACGCAUCGGCGCUUUCUGCCGUAGCUGCCCCACCGCCGGCUUUCUCCGUUGCUUCCUUCUCCAGGAACGGUUCGAGGCCGCCACUGCCGCCUGCGGGUCUGCACUCACAAUGCGACCCCUUACACCGAGAGAAGUGGACGACCAUCGACAAUGCCUCCGUCAGCUCGCUCUUUUCAACACCGCAGCAGACGUACGCCUCCCCGUGCGACUACGUGCCGGUGGAGCGCCGUUCGUCGCUGGAAACGUCGUCAUUACGCAACUGCGAGGGCUGUAGCUCUGUGAAAAGGGGGCUUCUCCCGCAGUUACAUGUCGGUAACAGCCCUGCGUCACUGAGGAGUUCCCAACACCCACUCAACAUCUCUAGUCCACACCACACUGAAGUCGGUUCCCAGGCAAGUGGCAAUGCCUUCGACACUCACUGGCAAGCUGCGAGCAGCCCGCCGCGGUGCCAUGGACACACCAGCAGCUCGACUUGCUCUCCCGCUGGUAUGGGAACCUUGAGGGGCUGGAAGGUUUCGGGGCUCAUGGAGGACGGAUACAGCUACGGUACUUGCGUAGAAGAUCGCUCGAUGGAUGGAGUGACCGGCGCGAACGGAACAUCGGCGGGCGCUUCUAGCGGUGCAGAGCAGAGCGGCUUAUCAGCUGGCAUGGGGGACGGCUGUGGCGGCAGACCCCAUUUGGUAGCGUGCGACAGCCGUAGUCCACCGACUCCGCCACGUGGGCUCUACCCAUCGGCGCCGUCCGUUUUUUCGGCAGCGCACGUAUCAGCCCCUCAGCAAAUCAUCGCGCCGCCACCUCACCCCGAUCUGAUGGGCUUGGGAGGCGGCGAGUGCGAGUAUAGCACCCGUAAGUCGCUGGGCUACACUGCUGGGCCAGAGUACGGUGACAGCCGCGGCAUCCGCUAUCGCGGCUACGUCCCGCAAGACGUUGAGUGCAUUGAACAUUUGGACCAUCUUCAUCAUGUCUGCCGCGAGAUUCUGCGAGAGGCGGAGAUGCUGCGCAUGCGACGCGAGCAACGGCGGUGGGAGCGCGUGUAUAGCGUCGACGAUAACAACGCGGAGGAGGCAUACUGGGAUGACACUCUUACGAUUGCCCUUGAUCUUGAGGGACGCUCGCUUGGGCGGAUGGGGUCUAUCUGCAUCAUUACUCUUGCCACCUACUCCACGGUAUACAUUAUUGACGUGGUGAUGCUUGGCCCAGAGGCACUGCGCGCCGGCUCGCCUCUGAAGGGUGUGCUGGAGUCGCGUGACAUUAUGAAGUUGAUGUUCGACGGCCGAGCCGACUGCGACGCACUCUUUUUUCUCUACUGCGUGCGCCUGCAGAACGUGUGCGACUUGCAGAUCUCCUCCUGCUUCGCGCUCUUCCCGACGUCGCCGCGUCUGCCGGGAAUGAAAAGCGUUUUUCUCGCCUUGGGACUCUUUACUGACGAGGACACAGGUAUCAAGAACGCCGGUCGUCGCCUCUUUAAUCCGCUCUGUGGCGGCAGCUUUGACCGGUGGGAGGAGCGCCCUCUCACGGACGUUCUCGUGCAGUACUGCGCUGUCGACGUCAAGUACUUCUUUGCCGCUCAACUUAUAUUGUCGGACCACGUUGAGCAGGGCUGUCGACUGGGCGAGGCACGGCUGACCGCCGUCUGCAACGGAAACUUUCGCGGCUCUUCUAAGAGCAACUCCUUUCGCGACUUUGACAUGUGA